CGCCGCCUUGAGGGGGUUGUCUCUCAGUCAGCGACCCGCCGCCGGCUUCGAUGGGGAAGACAUAUUUCUGCGACUAUUGUGGCCGGUCUUUUCAAGAUAACCUUCACAACAGAAAGAAACACUUGCAGGGAGUUCAGCACCAGAGGGCAAAGAAAUUCUGGUUCGAUUCAUUUCGAGAUAGCGCCACAAUCUUGGUAGAAGAACUUGCCAAAAAGCCUUGCAGAAAGUUUCUACAAUCUGGACAAUGUGAUUUUGGUGCUAAUUGCAAAUUUUCCCAUAUGACAGAUGAGGAUAUUCAGAAGUUGAGACAAAAGGUAGAAGAAGAAAAUACAGUUGAGCAAGAUGACCGACUAAACCCUAACAUUGAUGAAUGGUUGGCAAAGAGAGCCAAAAGAAAAGAAAAUCAUUUGCACAUCAGUGACGUAGAAGUAGAAAAGGAGGAGGAUGUGCCUAUUGUGUAUUGGCUACCUCCAGGAUAUCAUUCAACCCAUGAAUUACCACCAUCUCUACACCCACCGCCUCCUGGAGGUUGGAAGACUGCACUUAAUGUUGAAUGGGGCUAACAACUAAGAAAAAUGUAUUUUUCCAUCAAAUAAUUAAAACAAGCAUGAUUGGUGA
Leucoraja erinaceus (little skate) is the source of this 618-nucleotide messenger RNA. RefSeq names its product zinc finger, matrin-type 5 (gene zmat5). The record is from RefSeq and is a predicted model, not a curated record. NCBI's taxonomy places the organism in Eukaryota, Metazoa, Chordata, Chondrichthyes, Rajiformes, Rajidae. The coding region runs from base 51 to 563 and encodes 170 amino acids. Gene Ontology annotation, cellular component: U12-type spliceosomal complex. Gene Ontology annotation, molecular function: zinc ion binding. The transcript is spliced from 5 exons.